CCCCGCCCUCGCCUUGAAUGUGAGCGUAGUUUGUACAGUCAUAGAAGAUGUAAAUUGGCCUUCGAUCGGAACCAGUUAGAAAUAUACGAAAAUGCGAGAGGAUAUCUGUUCAUACCCCCCAUCACCACCAGUUACCCCGCCGGCGUUUAUCACAGAUAAAGAUAUGGUAUUGAGAAGCCCGAGUCAGCCUUCCUGCCAGGACCCCCUGGAGCGGGAUGCAGUGGAAACACUCUUGGCAAUGGGUGGCAAGAGGAAGCGGGAUUCUGAUGAUGACCCUUAUCUUGGGGUCAUGACCCCACCACAUUCAGAUGGGUCAAGGUCGCCAUGUCAUGAUGACCAGGAAAUUAAGACCCUCAGCUACAGGAAAGAAUCAAAAUUAGCCAGGUUAUUGCUUGGUGACAGUUCAAUGAGGCUUGAAUCUGUAACGUCACAGGAGGUGCAUCCAACAGCUACAUCUCUGAGCCGACAUGUGUCAGUCAUAGUUCCACCAAGAUCUUUCCACAACAACUCUUCUACUGUGCACUGCACAGAUCAACCCAUCAACCUGUCUCAGAAGAGAACAGUCCCACCUAGUGACUCAAGUGCCUGUGUUCAUCCACCGAAACUGCAUACACAUGAGACGCAUUCGACCUCCACCCUGGAAGCAACACCUAGACCUAUGACCACAGUUGCUGAAAGUCCUCAGUCUUUUCCGUUUGUUCUCCCAACCACUGUGAGUACAGGUCCUUUGCACUCUGACAGGAGUCCCUUGGUAUCAAAUGGCUGCAAGCCCAAUUGUGCCCCAGCAGUCUGCUCAACCUGUCCCAGUCCUGUGUGCUCAUCCCUGCCAUCUGGAGGAGCAAGAGUGCCGAUUGUCCUCACCAGUGUGGAUGGCAAGCUCGUUCCCACCAUGCCUUCCAUUGUACAAGUGUUUGUGUUGAACCAGAACAGUGCAGGACCAAGGAAGGAACAGACAAAAGUAGACAGUUUUUGCCCAAUUGCACCGCAUCCAGUGGUGAUGCAGUCUGGAAACCGAUCUGAGGAAGCAGGUUUUGGUGACGGCAAGCGACGGCGAACACAUGAGUGUACCUUCCGUGGCUGUGAUAAAACAUAUUUCAAGAGCUCUCAUCUUAAAGCACACAUCAGAACACACACAGGUGAGAAGCCCUACAGCUGUGACUGGGACAACUGUGGUGUAUUGAAGUUUGCCAGAUCAGAUGAGUUGUCCUUGACACAAACGAAGGUGUACUCACACCUGAGAGAAAUAUAUUGAUUCAGCUGUGAACAGUGUGACGACCGAAAGUUCAUGAGAAGUGACCAUCUUGCAAAGCAUCAGAUGGCGCCAUGCAGCCAACAAGAAAGUUCCUACCUGGCAGACAGUGUGAGGGGUUACCGAACUUUGCCAGACUCAAUGAACAAAACUUGUGCUCCUUCAACCCUCAAGUCUUUCAAUGUCUUUGUGCUUGUCUUGCCUGUCUAUGUGAAUUUGGUGGAUUCCUCGAACAUUUAACAUUAUGCUAAUUGUGAAGGCUGGAGCAGGAGUCUAUUUAUUUACAAAUGUUCUUAUUCAUAGCCCUGACCUAUUUCAGCACUCCAGGGUUUAAUCACAGGGUACGUGAAUAUUAUUCGCAUAUUGUCUCACUAGCUCGGUAUACAACAAGUAUGAUAUAUGAAUGUUAGUUACGAUCACAGGUUUUGUAGUGAAAGAGGGUGUUGCUUAUUAUGUAGGAUUAUUAUUACUUGCUAAAACUUCCCUUUGAGUGAUCUCUAAAUGAGCAUCUUUCGGAAACAUCAUAAUUAUGCAUAGGCUCUUCAAUAUUUCGAUUAUUAUAUUUUUCUACAAAAAAAUCAGAGUAAAGACAUUCUAUUAAUCUUUCUUUUAUUCCUAAUAUGUUAAAAUACUAAAUCACCUUGGUUGAGUCCAAGUCUGACAUCUGACAUUCAAGGCUUCACAACUAGAAAGGAAUAGAUUGACCUACAUUACUUGGUUGUCUACAUAUUUUCUGAGACUUUGUUUCCUUACAUUUUGUUUGUUUAAUGGUUGUUGUCUUCUUGGUGCAAAUGUUGCAAGAGAUCAACUGUUUUUCUGGUUAAGAUAUGACCACACACAACGCAAGCAUGGUGUUGGUCACAGUGGGUGCAAUAUACAACAUAGCUUGGUACAUUAAGAAGGAUAUAUGUAUGUGACAAACAAACACCUUGGACGUUUCAGGACAUGAAUAUGUAUGUAAUGGCAGCAAGCUCGAAGCUAUUUGUAUUUUAUUCCUUCAACCACAUUUCUUCCCAUUUCAUACCAGUGAAUGUCUGAGAGAGAGAGAGAGAGAGACAGAGAGAGAGAGAGAGAGAGAGAGAGCUAUGGCAAAUAGGUCACCAGUUGUAUGUUGAAUUAAUUCCUGGAUAGGGUCAAAGUCCAGUCUCCAAUGAAUAUUUAUUAUUAGAUGUAUAGUGGCAAUGUUUGACUAGAGACGGAUUUAGAGCUGGUUUCCACAUACAGGUACGUAUCCAAGCUAACAUUAACAUGAUCAAUGAUAGAGAGCUGCCUGUGACAUCGUGACACUUGUCACCGCCACAGGAUUGCUUCUAAGUAAGCGUUGUUGUAAGGUAUUUCACCUCACUGUACAUUUAUCAUCUAAUUUAUUUACACUGAUCUGUUUUGUACACGUACAAGUACAUAUUUAUUAAAGUCUUGUGAGAAUG
Molecule: messenger RNA, 2676 nt
Organism: Haliotis rubra (blacklip abalone)
Lineage: Eukaryota; Metazoa; Mollusca; Gastropoda; Lepetellida; Haliotidae
Product: Krueppel-like factor 3
Biological process (GO): regulation of transcription by RNA polymerase II
Molecular function (GO): DNA-binding transcription factor activity, RNA polymerase II-specific; RNA polymerase II cis-regulatory region sequence-specific DNA binding
Source: RefSeq, a predicted model, not a curated record